Linum trigynum is the source of this 1518-nucleotide messenger RNA. NCBI's taxonomy places the organism in Eukaryota, Viridiplantae, Streptophyta, Magnoliopsida, Malpighiales, Linaceae. The record is from the annotation of a GenBank genome assembly.
AACCAUGCUUAUCCUAUCCGAGCUCUUAAAAAAAAAUCGAUACAAAUAAACCGGUUUUACAUUGCAUUCACAGACGUGAAUAAUAACUCUUGGUAAUUAAGUAAGCCGCAUAAAGAUGCUUCUUGCCAAAAGGAUAAAUGAAUGAACAUACGAGCUUAACUUCUCCAGCAGGGGAACAACUACUACAUCUGUGAUAUUCCUCAGCACUGUGAUCAAGGUGGAAUGAAGAUCGCUGUUACUGCUGCUUAAACUUCUACUAUGCUUUCCUUUUGGCAAAACCUGGCUAGAAACUAGUCACAAGAUUUCAUUGAGGGUACUUGGAUUGGAUCACAAGUUUUGAAGCUAAUAAAAUAUCGAAUGAACUUCUGCAAACGCGAAAAGAAGACAAGAGAAACAAUGUAAUGCAGAAAGAACAUGUAUUCUCGAAAUCACUUGUAAACGAAAUACAUUUUUGUUUCGUAUUUGUCGAAAUGACCACUGAAAUGCAGAAAAGAGGGCAUCUGCACCAUGCUGGUAUCUUCCAAUCUAUGCCCUCUUGCAUUUUACGAAACCAGGGCGCAUCAUAUCAUUCGACGACUGAAAAUGCUAGAGCACAUAUCACUUGAUCAGAUAACAUCAGCGAGAACAGAGCAACACCAUUCAAGGAUGAGUUGAAUCUUAAGACCUCUAUGAAGAAAAUUUACAAAUAGUGGUUGGCGUGUUUGCCAGGUUUACAUUCUUUAACUCAGGGGAUUACAACAGAUGAGGUGAGAAAAGGAGGGAAAGGAAGUGUGACCAAGCCAGGGUCCUUUGUUUAGUCGCCUUGCAAUUCAAUAAUGUUAAAUGCAACUCGCGAGGCACUUGUAAACAUAAUUAACAGCUACCACAACAAAAUGGAUCAUUUGUUUGUCAUGAUCCAAUUUUUUCCCAUCCACCAGAGAGCCAGCAUUACUGAAUGACCAGAUUCCAUAUAUCUAUCUUUAUAUUCUGCAGGCCAAUAUACAAGACUAAUCUCUUGAAUUUAGAAAUCUGAAGCAGAGGAUGUAUAUAAACCGCGCAAAUGAAGAUCUAUCUCGCCACAUUGCCCACCACCCAGCAGCUCCCAUAUUGUUCACAUCCACUAACUGCAGAUGAAGUUGUCUGCAGAAUUUGGCUGGAUGAUAGCUCUGAUCAUCGUUCUCGGAACACAUACAGUUGCCUCUCCCUCCCGCAAUCCUUUCUUCCGGGAGAUUCGUAAUCUAGAACUAUCACCACAGAUCCUUACUGUGACAGGAUGCAACAAUCACUGUGAUACGGCUUGCUGCAACUGCAACAUCGAGAAACAACCACCAGUAUGCGAGCAGUGCUGCCUAUAAGAUCAUUGUUCUGCUCCUACUGCUCCUAUUUUCCAUCAAUGGAUAGUACUGCAGUUGCUCGUUGGAUCAAAAGAUUAUACAUCAUAGGGUUCCACGUCCCUCCAUGAAACCGCAAGUAUUGAAGGAAGAGAAUAGAAGAAUAACACAACAACUUUUACAGCAGAAACAAAGACAAGAGUAAGAU